Molecule: messenger RNA, 1165 nt
Organism: Temnothorax curvispinosus
Lineage: Eukaryota; Metazoa; Arthropoda; Insecta; Hymenoptera; Formicidae
Exons: 5
Source: RefSeq, a predicted model, not a curated record
ACGAUGAACUCGCAGAGCGUCAGUAAACGGGAAUUAGAAGCUUUCAGAGGCGAUGCCGUGGGUAAUGAUAAUGAUCUCCACAGUAGCAAAUGGGUAAACGACACUCUAAAGUCUCUAAACGAGAUUGGCAAGAAUAGCUGGACGAAAGAGCUAGAAGAUCAGCUUUGUGCUCUGUGGUAUCUGACAAACUUGAAAGGAGAUGUGAUAUCGCACCUUAUGUUGUACGAUUUCCCCAAGAUAGCGAAGAGAGUACUGGUGAUUUCAACCGAACCACGAUUGAUUGAAAUAAUCUUGGGUAUCAUUGGCAAUGUAUGCAGCAGUGAUAAAGCGGCCAUCGAUACAAUAGGCCGCGAUCGAGAGCUAGUCACACAAAUCCUGAGCUAUUUAAAAUCCGACAACUCGUUAAUAUUGAUUCAACUUGUCAAGAUCUUGAAGGAAAUGUCGGAUCAAAUCAUAAAAAAAGCUCGAUCAGUUUGGGUAGCUUAUUUUACGAAAUGUGCAUUUUUCGGAGAUUGUAUAAUCUCUAUAUUAAUGACUUCGACUAAUGAUGAAUUACUAACCGGUACAAUGGAUUUGGUUGCAUCUAUAUUUAUUGGUGCACGUUUGGCGAAGAAAAACAAAUUGUGGGAGAAACUGUUUAAAAUUGACCAAUUCAUUGUUGCGAUGUUAGAAUCGUUUACGGGGAUAAUGGCGAGAGAAACGAGAACAAUGAGAGAGACGAGUCGCUUUGAAUGGAAGUUUGCCUAUAACUGGCUUGGAUGCUUAAAUCUCAUCAUAAUAGACCCCAACCACGUGGUUGAAGGCGAAAUCUGUGAUAAUGGAGAGAUGCUUUUGAAACUUUUGGAGAUUAUAUAUAGAAUAUUGGAACCGUGCAAUAAGUUACAUAAUUUAUAUCCAAUUCGGGAAGCAAGUGCCUUCCUGAUUUACAAUGCUACGUGUAUACUGUCAAGUAUCAUAAAUUAUAAUGUGAAUGUGGGAGAAAUAAAUCACAUUCUAGCGACUAUAACUUUCUCCCUUAGAAUGGUUUCAGAAUCUCGUUUUAAAGAAGAGCUAGAUCCCGAGGAACUCGUACCCGGUCUUUCAAAUUACCUAGAUAAAUACUGGUCACGUAUGUCACAUAUUAACCGACAAACCGACCAACAGAUUGCGGAAAUAUAUCGUCAAU